AUGCACUUCUCACCAGCACUCAUCCUCGCCCUUGCGGCUGCUGUUUCUGCCCACGGUGUGGUCACUGAAAUCAAGGGCGCAAAUGGAGUUACUAUGCCAGGCUUGACUAUCCAAGACGGAACUCCCCGCGACUGCUCUAGCAACGGCUGCGGCUCUCAAGCCGAUACCGCCAUCAUCAGGGACAGGGAAAUCGCCAGCGGCAAGGCAGGUCCUCUCGGCCGCACACAGGGUAACGGCAAGGUCGAUGCUGCGGUCAUGGUUGGUGCUUUCAUGGGACAGGGCGCCGCGCCUCCUGCGAACAACGGUGCUUCUGGAAGUGUUGGUGUCGAGGACAACAUCCAGCAGCCUGGCCGGAAGCGUCAGUUCCUUAGUGGUCUUCUUGGCGGAGGCGCCGGCGGUGCUGGAGGUGCCGGCGGCGCAGCUGGUGCCACUGGUAUCGCUGGACUGCUCGGUGGAGGCGGUGACAAGGUCAAUGGCCCACCAGAGGCACGCGUAGCGGCCGCAGUAGGACAGGGUGCAUCGAGCGGUCUGCCCACAUGUGCUACUGACGGUACCGUCACCAUAACUAUGCGCCAGAUCAACCAGGAUGGUGCCGGCCCCUUCACUGCCGACGUCGAUGGAACCUCAGGUGGUACCGACGAGGCCGCCAUGCAGCCCGCUACCGUUACCCAGGACGUUCCCGGCCUCGGUGUUCAGGGUAUCUCUCUCGCCACCAACACCGAGUUCGCGAUGAAAGUACAGAUGCCGGCUGGCAUGACUUGUGACGCGACCGUCGCUGGUGUUAACAACGUCUGUGUCAUGCGCGUCCGCAACGGUGCUGCUGCCGGACCCUUUGGUGGAUCUGUUGCUUUCACACAGGGUGCCGCUGCCAGGAAGAGGGCCAUCGCCUACAGGCUCAAGAAGCGCAUGGAGAUUGGCGGCAAGAACUAA
Alternaria atra is the source of this 930-nucleotide messenger RNA. RefSeq lists its product as uncharacterized. The transcript has 3 exons. The record is from RefSeq and is a predicted model, not a curated record. The coding region runs from base 1 to 930 and encodes 309 amino acids. Lineage: Eukaryota; Fungi; Ascomycota; Dothideomycetes; Pleosporales; Pleosporaceae.